AUUUUAUGAGCGAUUUUUCUUGAAUGUAUUUAGAAUGUAUAUUUUGUACCUCACUAUAGAUUCCAGGUAUAUAAUAUCAAAAGGUUAUUAUUUUCGAUUUUCAGGUUUUGAUAUUGAUUCUCAGCAAACUUAUGCCUUUUUAUUUUUCACACUCUGACUCUCUGACUUUCGACGAUAAUAAAUAACACGCUCAGAAAUAAGCGGAACUGUUCACUUGGAUGGAAUGUAGGUAAAAUCAUCUAUGAAAGCCCUGUACUUUAAGUUACGAACUGUAUGGACAUACAAACUUGGUUUAGAAUUUUCUUUUUCGUCAGUUUUUAGGAUCCGCUGCUAUUUUUUUUUGUUUUCAGUAUAUGAUUAAAAGUGCUAGAAAAGGUAAAAUAGCAAAAACAAGCAAGUGGAGUACGUAAUAGUGAUCGAUGAAUUUACAGGGUCAAAUUAAUUUAAUAUUUUGUAACGCAAUAAGUACAACAAUUGUAAUGUAACUAAUAAUAAAAUUUAAAGCAAUUUAAAAACUUGAUAUUUCAUUAUAUAAAUGCUGCUUAUCAUCACAAAAUGCAUAUUACGUGCUCCCCGCUUCCACGUUAUGUAUUUACAUAUAAAUUUUUUAAAACUAACACUUUUCUGAGUGCAGUAGUGCAAGUUAUAAAUUUAGAAUAAUGGGUAUUUCCAUGGACAGGUGGAAAGGGAAGACUGCAAUAGUAAUUGGUGCUAGUUCAGGAAUUGGAGCUGCUAUUGCCGAUGCUCUUGUGCAACACGGCUUAAUGGUAGUGGCGGUAGCUCGCCGUGUAGAAAUAAUCGCAGAAAGAGCCAAAAAUUUAUCCAGAAAAUCUGGAAAACUAUAUGCUUUCAAAGCUGACAUCACCAAGGAAGAAGACGUUUUAAAAAUAUUCAAAUGGAGCAAUGAAAAUCUUGGACCUGUUCACAUUCUUAUUAAUAGUGCUGGAAAAGUUGCAGUUGGCACGUUUACAAAAGGCAAAACUGAAGACUGGAAAUCAGUUUUUGAUGUGAACGUUUUGGGUUUAUGCACCGCCACGCGAGAAGCUGUAAAAAUCAUGAAAGAAAAUAAGAUAAACGGUCAUAUUAUUCACGUUAAUAGUGUGUUGGGGCACCAGGUUCCGAAUGCACUUGGUCUGAAUAUUUACCCGGCUUCCAAGCACUCUGUAACCGCUCUAGCUGAAACCUUAAGGUUUGAGUUAAAUACUUUUGGAUUAAAGAUAAAAGUUACGAGUAUUAGUCCCGGUUUUGUGGAAACUGAAAUGACUACGUUGAAUAAGGACUUACCGCCAGCAAGAAAAGCUUUAUUUGAAAGUAUACCUUCGCUAAAAAGUGAAGAUAUUGCUGAUGGAGUUAUUUAUGUUUUGUCUACCUCAGAACACGUUGAAGUGAGUUUCAGAAGUAAAAUAUCAGUACGUGGUGAUUCUUUUUUAGAUUCAAGAAUUGAUCAUAAGGCCCCUUGGAGAAAAAAUUUAAACAUUUCCAUGGUUUUUUCCUAACUGUUGGAGUUAUGAAAUAUACUAAAAGCAAGUUCUUUUAUUCAUUUCUGGAAAAACUGAUUCCUUAGAUUCUAUGAUAAAUUGUCAAUAAUAAUAUUAUUUUAGCGAGAUUUACUAAACCAAAUUUUGAGGUGACGUCAUCAAGAUUUUGAAAGGGAUGAACAGAAGAAGUCUAUAUGGCGUUUACAAAAUUUCAAAGUAAUUAGUUUAUUAUCUUUUUAGUUAAAAUUUUACUGCUUCAUUUUAAUCCUUUUUAUCCAAAAAUCUACAUGCAUAAAGUCAAAAAUAAGGGCUUGGUGGAUUAACAAACACAUGUAUAAAUAUAAAUCAUCAAAUUUUUGGUGGAAAUGAUCAGACAAAUUAUUGUGGGUAGCGUUUCAGUAUGUACAUGAAAUUCGUAAAAUAUACUUAUUAAAAAACAAUCAGUCUCGUAGUUUUGGAAAUUAUCUGGCUAACACACUUCUAACAGGCCACAUACUACAGAUAGACGGAAAUGUUUGGAAAAUAAAUUCAACAAAUUUUACAGUUUUUUUCAAAAAGUGCAUAAUGAAUUUCUUUGAAGUUUUGUAAAAUAGCUAAUAACUUAGAUAAACUAGGUAUUUAUUAUUAAGAGUGUAACACUACAAUGUAAACAUAAUAAAAAAGGAGAGGGUGUGGAAAUAUAUAGUAUUAGAGAAAUAAGGGCAACACUACUGUUAAGAAAAAGCAAAACAAAUACAUUUGCUUGAAGUAGGUGAUAUCACUUUAUAAAAACACGCAAACAAACAUUAUAUUGUGCAUUAUAACUUAACUUUCCAUUGUUAUUCUAAAUCCGUAUUUUCUGAUAAGUUUUUGUUUACUUGAAAAAAAACCAAAUGGAAAUUUUUUACGUCUUCUUUACACUUUUAUAUUCUACAAAUACAAAUUAAUAUCCGUGUUCUUUCACUUUAGAUUAAAACGUUGAAAAUAACCACAGCUUGUAGUGUCCGAUAUACGGUUAAUACAUUUAUCUACAACGUUAUCUGUUCUCAAUGUCAUCAACUUAACAGACAGACAUAAAUAACUACUUGCGACAGACAAUAAAGUUUUUCGCAUCAUUACAAACGAAACAAUGACCGAAGACGAUACUUAUGUCAUAAAGGGUCCUCCACCAUUAAAAGAAAUACCCAGUAGUUCUCUCGGAAAAAUAAUUUACGAAAAGCUUUCAACAGAAUUCGAAAA
Zophobas morio is the source of this 2696-nucleotide messenger RNA. Its product is annotated as farnesol dehydrogenase-like. The record is from RefSeq and is a predicted model, not a curated record. Bases 660 to 1496 code for a protein of 278 amino acids. Gene Ontology annotation, molecular function: oxidoreductase activity. NCBI's taxonomy places the organism in Eukaryota, Metazoa, Arthropoda, Insecta, Coleoptera, Tenebrionidae. The transcript has 3 exons.